Molecule: messenger RNA, 5065 nt
Organism: Monomorium pharaonis (pharaoh ant)
Lineage: Eukaryota; Metazoa; Arthropoda; Insecta; Hymenoptera; Formicidae
Product: protein artichoke
Exons: 9
Coding region: 37-4473 (1478 amino acids)
Molecular function (GO): protein binding
Source: RefSeq, a predicted model, not a curated record
AAGGUAUUGGAAGGUCUACAGGCAGUGAGUCACUAUAUGGAUCGACCGGUAGACGAGCUGAUUCUGGAGAAUAACAAUUUGCCUAGUCUGCCUGGCAAGGUAUUUGCAACUUUACGAGUUUUGCGCUUAAUGCUGCGGAACAAUCGUCUCGAAAGAGUGUCUUCUGGCUGGCUAGAAGGCCUGCAUGAUUCCUUGCUGGAACUGUUUAUCGUCGAGCCCGAACUGCGAUCUCUACCUGUGGACAGUCUGGAAAACUUACAGGGUGUUGAGGCGAUGACACUGCAGAGUCGCGUGAUGAAACGACUUCCGAAAUUCUCUGGUCUACCGAAGCUGAGAUACCUUCAGAUCAAUUCUCCGGCUUUGCUAGAACUCGUCCCGAGAAAUUUCCGAGAUGUUCCCAAUCUAGAGCAGCUGCACAUAUUGGGUAGUCCGAGAUUGGGUAGAUUAGAGGCCGGGCUUCUUCGAGAUCUACCUCGUUUAGAAUUGAUCAACAUUACUGAUUCCGGAAUCCAUUGGAUUCAUCCACGGGCCAUGAUCAAUUUACCGGAGCUCAAGGAACUCUCGUUGGUUGGAAACGCUAUAAUUGACGCUGGUAUGGUCGGUCGCGCGUGCAUGGAUCUUCCAUUGCUGUCGGUGAUACGUCUAGAUCGAAAUCGCAUCAAUCGCCUUGGCGAAGGCUCCUUCGUCGAUCUUCCUGUUUUAUCGCGCCUCUAUCUGUCACGCAAUCAUAUCACCGAGAUAUUUGCCGGAGCUUUCGAGCGGAUACCAGUUCUCAAAUCCAUAGACCUGAAUCACAAUUUGAUUCAUCGUAUACAUCCGGAAUUCUUUCCGCAGCGGACGGGAAAUGCGUUGGAAGAAAUGUGGCUGAUCAACAAUGAUCUUAGUCACGUAGCCGAGAUACGAUCCGUGCUUGAGGCUCUACCAAGACUAAAGUUCCUAGAUGCCAGUCACAAUCAAUUGGAGGAAAUACCCUUCGGUGCUCUAAGAGGCCAUCCCACUUUGGAGAGACUUCAUCUAAAUCACAACAGGCUGGCAUUUUUGCAAAGAGAAACAUUCACAGCGAUGCCAGCGCUCAGAGAACUCAGACUGAAGAACAAUUCUCUGUCAAACCUGCUGGAGGCUCCUUUCUGGAAUUUGCCAGCGUUAAAGGGUCUGGAUCUCUCGGAAAACUAUUUCCGUCACAUAGAACCACGGUUGUUCGCUAAUCUGCCAAAUCUCCGACGGUUAGAUCUUAGCGGCAACGCUAUAGGACUUAUUGAACCCGAGUCUUUUCUGGGCACACCAGCGCUGGAACAUGUCAAUGUCUCCGGGAACGCCUUAUCCGUAAUUCAUCCUAUGACCUUUCAACACUUGACAAACUUAUACGAAUUGGACAUCGGUUUAAAUCGUAUGCUGGAAGUGGUGCCUGGUUUGCCGAAGGAUAUUGAACAUCUUCACAUGUCCAAGAAUCGUAUUGUCGCCCUGCCAACCGUGUCCUCUCAGGAUCUAGCUCUGCCCGCUCUACGAUCAUUGGAUUUAAGCUCGAAUGGGAUUGAGAGAAUUCCGCCUGGUACCCUGGCUAACUUGCCGAACUUGAAAAAAUUAAAUCUGGGAUACAACACUCUGAGAAUCCUAGACGAUGGAGUUUUCGAUGGGCUGACAGGUUUAGAACAGCUGGACUUAAAGUGCAACCGGCUAGUCACAUUGCACGGACGAAGUUUCCGACCUCUAAAGUCGUUGAUGGAUGUGAAUCUUCGGGGCAAUCGAGUGGAGGUUCUGCGACCAGACAUUUUUCAAGAGAACACAAGAUUACAAAGAAUUGACUUGAGCAGAAAUAAUCUCGCACAAAUUCCUCAUGCCGCCUUCGCCAGUACCAGAGACCUUCGUGAACUGUACGCAUCACACAAUACUUUGACCGAGUUACCCGGAUCGCUGCACGGCUUAACGGCUCUACGGGUCCUCGACUUGAGCUUCAACAAGCUGAACAUCCUAUCGCCGGAAACUCUAAGCAGUUUGUCGUCCUUGUUAGAAUUGAAACUGGUCAGAAAUCAUAUACGGGAACUGCGGGAAGGUGCAUUCGACGGAUUGCCCCGACUGUCCCUGAUUGAUCUCGAAAACAACGAUCUCAGGGUGAUCGAGAGAAACGCGAUCAGAGCGUUACCGGAACUGCAAGCUGUUCGACUCGGCAGGAAUCGAUUACAGUCCAUCCCAAUUGGCGCUUUCACCGAAUUACCAUUGCUGCAGAGUGCGGAACUUCAGGAGAAUCAUAUCCAGGAAAUAGCCAGUAAUGCUUUCAUUAACGUGCCACACUUACUUUUCCUUAAUCUAAGUCACAAUCGCCUGCCGGACUUGGAAUACGUCGGUCUGGACGGUCUUCGCUCGUUAGAGGUUCUUGAUCUCAGUUACAAUCGAUUAUCCAGAGUUUCUAGCGACAGUUUAGCAGCUAUGGAGUGGCUAGUGGAACUAAAGAUGGACAACAAUCGAAUUUGUGCCGUGCACGGUUCACCUUUUGACGAUAUGCCUAGAUUACGGGUAUUGAGCCUACGAAGCAAUCGAAUGACCGCGAUUUCUGAAAACGCCUUCAAAAGAUUGCGAUCGAACAUCGCUGUCUUGGAUAUCGACGGAAAUCCAUUAUCCUGUUCUUGCGGCAUGCUUUGGCUGCGAGGUUGGCUGCAGCAGUCUUCCUCAGAAGGUCCUAGAUGCGCUGAUGGCUCUCUUUUUAAGGAGCUCAGAUUAUCGCGACAAGAUUGCCAGCGUGAAAGAUACGUGGAACCAAUUCCUCCAGGCUGCGAGGCUGAAAUGAUUAAUGUUGCGACGCCUUCGGUUUCUUCCUCUGCAUUUGGAAUUACAGAAACGGUACCGUUGUGGAUGAAUCUAAAGGAUUCCUCGACGCAGAGACCUUCCGUUUCUCAGGACUCUGACUAUUUGUACCAGUACGUAGAUUAUCAAGACAACGGAAACGAUACAAGCACAUUGCUGCCCAGCGUGUCUGCCAUCAGCACACCUACCCAGACCGUGAAGAUCAUUCACCCGCCACCACAUACACAAAAGCAUCAAGUGCAGAAGAACGCCACGUCACCAAUAAAAAAGAAUCCUGUGCCACCGUCGGCCGCCAGCUCCGGCUUCACCUUUUUUGGUCUACCUCUGCCAAAUUUGAAUUUUAAUUUGUGGGGAUAUUCGGGCAGGAAAGCGGAGAGAAAAGAGUCUCCGUCGUCGUCGUCAUCGUCGGAUAGACCAGGCCGAGGACGUUACAGGUCCUUCCCACCGACGGAACCGGAAAUUCACAAAGGUGGUUUCAUGCCUUUGCCGCGCGGUCAAAGCGGAUUCGUGCCGAUUGCCGAUCCUAGAUUGAAGCAUGAGAAACAUGCGAAGCAUGACAACACUUCGAGAUCGUUGAAUAUUAGCAGUGCACCAAUACAAGAGGAACAUCCCCGAAAAAGUGGAAACAGCACCGUGACUAAGAUGGAAAAAACUGUCUCCAAAACCGGAAAACCGCGGACAAGUUUCCGAGAAAGAGAAGAAUUACCAACUGCAUCGACGAACGUUCGAUCAACCGGUUUUGAAUCUCAAAAGAUUUCACUCGAUGUCAAUAAGACCAGCCUUAAUGUAUCAAACGCAAUAAAAAGUAGCACGUCGAUAAUCGUUGUGGAAGAUUCAUCGCAAGAAGCUUACGAAACAUCGGUGUCCACCGAGAUUUAUGAUGGCGGAAGUUUAGAAGUAAAUACAAAAGAUACUAAAUUUAUAGAGAAGCCGCAGAUGGAAAUUGCUAAUAGAAUAGUUUGGACUACACCAAAAGUAAUAAUAGAGGAAACGAAAAAAUCUAUGAUUGCCAAGGAGACUGUGACUACAACGAUGGCACCAUCAAUGGAGGUAGUACCAUCGAAAGAAACCGGAUCCAAAGACUGGCACUUUGAAUAUGAAACAUCUGAAUAUGAAAAAGAUUCGAUUCUGGACAGUACAACUAACUCUUAUGAGGAUUUUGACAAUUCGGACAUUGUGACAAAAGUGGAUGCGGAACCGAUUCCAUACUUCUCAGCACCCACAAUGAUCUCUACGUCAAAUCUACGGCCCAAAGAAACCACAACUGUUACUUCGAGAGGGACGGAGGCAUCCGCUCUAUCUGCGCUUUUGAUUCCUGGGGGACAAGUACCGUUUUCGGGACCCACAGUAAAUAUACGUCCACUUGGCAGAUCUACGAUAACCAAAGUUGCCUCGCCGUACAUCAGCUACAGUGCCGAGCAAUUCAGGGAGAAACAGAAGUCAAUCGCUGCUCAGAAAAGCGAGAUUGUCGACGAGACGACGACCGAAAGUCAGAACGAGGCGUUCGUCAUCGACGAUGAGGCCAAAGUGAUAAACGACAGUCCUUUCAACUGGUACUUCCAACAUUACAACGAUACGAAUUUGGAACCUUACGUAGGUAUAGCUUACAACGCUGCCGAAAAGAUCGACGCCUAUCCAUGGUUUCUCUUGCUUAUUUCUAGCGUUUUGAUAUAGAAAAAUUUAAAGUUUGUAUAGCAGGAUUCUAGAUAAUUUUUAAAUAGACAGAUUAAUCGCUGACUCAUACGAAAAAUCAAAUAUACUUGUAAUAUUUGUUAAUAAAUGCUGUAGUACAUGGCUGUUUUAAAUCACCAAUCAUACACGUAUGUAUGUACAAUCAUGUUACGUAUAUGAUUGAAGAAAGUUAUAUUAUCUUAGAAAGUUAUAUAUGCACAUUAUUCCGCCCAAACAUGCACAAAAAUUGUACAUGUACAAAAAUAACACAUUUAUAUAUAUAUAUUUUUUUUUGCGAUUUGUAUAUCCUUGUUGAAAAUGAGUGUAAGUAGGAAAGCAUUUCUAUAUCAAUGAUAAUUUAAUAACACAAUAUAUAAGUAAAAGAUUAUUUUAUUAUUAAUGUAAUAUUUUUUCUUAAUAGAAUGACUUGUAUUUCCUAAAAAAUACAUUAUCUAUAUCUAUCACACAUGUUAAUUGAAACAUAAUUUUUAAGCAACAUGCCUAAAGCGAUUUAAAAAAGUACAUCAAUUGCUUGUUAUUAUUUGAAUAGAUGAAAUUGCAAGAGAAAAUAAAUAAUUGUGUUUCAUAUAGAGUA